AUUGAUGAUCACUUAUACUCAGUAAAACGAUGGGUUGGUUAAGACUGGCAGUGAUUUUCUGCUCUUUUGUCUAUGUUUGUUCUCUGGACAGUCAGAGUCACCUAAAGAUCUCUAAUAAUGGAUAUCAGCUACUGGUGGUAGCCAUUCACAACAACGUGCCCGACAAUCCGGCUCUGCUAGAAAAAAUUAAGACAACUUUAACAAAGGCAUCUAAAGUUCUAUAUUCUGCAACAAGAAAGAGGGCAUACUUCCAGAAGGUAUUCUUCUUGUUACCCAGUUCCUGGUCCAACCGUCCACAGUACAAGCCGGCCACGUCCGUCAAAAUAACCGGAGCAGACAUAAUAUUCUCAGCUCCCAGAAGCGCCACUAGAAGGAGUUUUUCUCACACGAAAACUUACGCGGGCUGUGGCCAUAAGGGAAUUCACUCUCAACUGCUGACUGAUGUUCUGAGUAACAGUCACCCACUAGCGCAGUCCUCUCCAGAGAAAUACAUAAUCCACGAAUUCGCCAAACUACGAUAUGGCGUGUUCGAUGAGUAUCCAAGUCCUGGAGAAAAUGAAUUUUACUUUUCGACCACAUUUGGUAGACUCGAUCCCAUUCGGUGCACCGUUGGACUUCGCGGAAUAAUUCGAGGUCCGAGUGGAUACUGUCUUUUCACCUCCAUUGAUCCGGAAACUGGCGAAUUUCCAGCGGGUUCAACAAGACAUCGAGCAUUCUUCAGAAAGGUGUUUAUAUUGAUUCCCAGUUCCUGGUCCAGUCGUCUGGCAGAUAAAGAUUCCACCGCCGUCACUCUCGUCGGCGCGGACAUCAUUCUAUCCGAUCCCUCCUCAGUGACCCGCGGGGGUCAACCUCACACCAGGAGUUACGCUGGCUGUGGCGACAGGGGCAUACACAUUCAAAUGAGAACGGAUGUUUUAUUCAAUAACAGCCACCCGCUAAUCCUUAACAAACCAGAGAAAUACUUGGUCCACGAAUUCGCCAAAUACUGGUACGGAGUUUUCGAGGAGUACCCUAACCUCGGAGAGAACCAGUUUUAUUUCUCUACCACGUAUGGGAGAUCUGAUCCUGUCCGAUGUACGACCGGACUGAUCGGAAGAAUAGUCAAAAAGACAUCCACUGGGAUGUCGCUGUGUACUUAUGAUCUCGUGGAUCAAGAAACUGGGGAAUUCCCCGAGGGGUGUGUCUACUAUCCAUAUCCCUAUAACAACCGGGGUACCGCGUCCUUGAUGGACUAUUCUUAUAUUAAGGAGAUAAAAGAUUUUUGCGAUGACGACCACACCCCAGGGCAUUUCAGCCACAAUGUGGAGCCACCAAACCGCCACAACAGACUCUGUAGCCACCGCAGCACGUGGGAUGUCAUCAGCAAAACACCUGAUUUCCUUAACAACGCCAAUCCACCGACAACCCUGUCGGACCAGCAACUGACACCCCAGUUUAUCAUCUUCAGAGCGCCCUCUAGGAGAAGGAGACGUCUAGCCGUGGUGUUGGAUUCUCCACAGGAAGUUCACAGAAGACUGCGACUACAUCAGGCAGUAGAUCAUUUCCUUCGUGAGGGGUUUGAUGCAGACACUAGAGUAGCCGUCAUUCAUAAUGGCGCCGACAGAAUAGACUCCGGAAGGAUGAGAAGCAGAAGGUCCACUGUCAUCAAGGCUAUUCUAGAAAACAUCAACCAGAAUUACACUUCCUCCUCAACGAUCCAGUCUCGGAUACAAAGUGGGGUUGAGAUACUACGGAAGGGCAACUUAACAAAACCUGGCUUAGAAUUGCACCUGGUUGUGUUCAAUUGCGCCAACCAGUCUAAUAUGGAAGAAGAUCUACAGAAUUUAUCGGACCUCGAUAUAACACCUCACGUCAUUCAUUGUGGAGGGGAUGGAACAAAACAAACGGAGGAUAUUGUAACACAACAAGGUGGUCUUGUUGAAUCCAAAGACCAUCGCUCCAUAUUCUACGCAGUUCAACGUUUGUCAGACAAACUACACGAUGAAAAAGAGCAGAGUAUACAGAUUUUGAAUGAAAACCUAGAAAUUGGAGAAACGACGUACAAAGGGGAGUUUACUCUGGACGAAACUCUUCAUGGAGAGCUGGUCUUGCGGAUACACUACAACUCGUCCCCACCAUCUGUCCGUGUUUUUUCACCGAAUGAGUCAGAAUAUGGCCUACAAACAAUCGACACGAAACUGAGAUACAUUAGGUUUACCAUCCCCAUUUCAGAGAAGGAGCACGGGAAGUGGUCUCUCUCCAUUUCAAACAACUCACCACAGAAAGAGAACAUGCACGUGAUAGUCGUCAUCAGACCCCGAUCACGUGAGGACGAGGCUGCUAUUCGAACACAGGCUUGGGUGAAGAUGUUCAAUGAGUACUCUCCACCUCGUGUAGGCCUGUACGCCGAGGUCAUGUAUGGGGGACAUCCUGUGGUAAACGCACACGUUACUGCGCAUGUGUACCAAAAUAAUAGAAAUGUAGCUGCCAUUACUCUCAGGGAUACGGGUGGCGGCCUUGAUAUAAUGAAAGAGGACGGAAUUUAUUCAAAUUCUUUCACUGAAAUGGAAUCUCAUGGUAACCAUUACGUGGAGAUUGUAAUAGAAGAUAUCUAUAACAAAACCGAGAUUCAUAGAACCCAUGAAAUUCAAAUACCUCCAGAAAAAGGUUUCUUCCCAGACGACCAUGACAUGCUUCACGCACCGAGACUAAAACAUAUUACCGAGAAGAUAAAAUUGAAACAUGGUCUGAAAAGGUCAACGUCCACAGAGCACUUUGAAAUUGAUCCCCGAUGGGACUUAAAGCCAGAAAUUGACCAUUAUCCACCGGCCAGAAUCAUCGACUUACAUGUUGGUAACGUUUCUCGAAAAAACAGAACAGUGUUCCUGUCGUGGACAGCCACCGGUGAAAAUCUGGACACUGGAAGAGCAAAUUCUUAUGAAAUUCGGUACCAUACCAAUGGAACGAAGCUGUUACUUUCACCUAAAGACGCGUGGCAGGUGACGAAGGAAAAUGUGGUAAGAGGAAAGUUGGACAGACCUAAGGAAGCAGGUCAAAUCGAACACGUCGCAAUUCAGUUUCCACACACCAUGAAGUGGACAGCCAUCAUGUUACGGUCUGUAGAUCAACACAACAGUGCUGGAGAGUUCUCCAAUAUGGUGACAGCAUUAUUUGAGCUGUGAUUUAUUGUGCAAAAAAAGAAAUUCAACGGGAUUGAUGGCAAAUGUUAAACUUUUAUGAAACUUGGACUGCCAUUACAGAACUUCGAUCCUUGUAGUUUUUAUAAACUGUGUUUGAGAAUGAGAGCCCGGUUGAUUGGAAAUACAGCCCUCUUGCUGUCCAAGUCUGAAUUUUGGAAAUUGAUUUUAAGAAAGAAGUUGGUAAACAUUG
This is a messenger RNA of Ostrea edulis (European flat oyster), 3369 nucleotides long. Its product is annotated as calcium-activated chloride channel regulator 1-like. Bases 30 to 3161 code for a protein of 1043 amino acids. The record is from RefSeq and is a predicted model, not a curated record. Lineage: Eukaryota; Metazoa; Mollusca; Bivalvia; Ostreida; Ostreidae. The transcript is spliced from 14 exons.